GGGACAAGAAAUGCAGUCUUUACAAGUAAAUGUAGGGUGCUGAUGGUAAUUCCACACUUCACUACAAAAACGGAAGACGAGCGACUGUACACUGUUUGCUGUCUUCAGAGAAAGGAGACGAGACCAAGCAGCUAGCAAAUUGGAAAAGCAGAAAAUUGAAAAACCCAGAGUUUUUUUCUUGACCUAAAGAAAAGGAGAAGACUGCAAAAACCUUCCAAAAUUUAUUUUCAUUCAAACAAACAAUGGCAACAAGUGAAGAAAGUGAUUUACUCCGAAUAACACCACUUGGAGCUGGACAAGAAGUUGGAAGAUCAUGCAUUUUUUUAGAGUUCAAGGGAAAGAAAGUUUUGCUGGAUUUAGGAAUUCACCCAGGUUAUACUGGUUUGGAUUCUUUACCAUUCAUAGAUGAGAUUGAUCCUGAAGAAGUGGAUUUGUUGUUAAUUAGUCACUUUCAUUUGGAUCAUUGCGGUGGUCUGCCAUGGUUUUUGGAAAAAACACAUUUCAAAGGACGUGUGUUUAUGACCCAUCCUACAAAAGCUAUUUACAGGUGGCUUCUUGCCGAUUACAUCAAGGUCAGCAAUUUGUCUGCUGAUCAGAUGUUGUACACGGAAAAAGACCUUGAAAAAAGCAUGGAAAAAAUCGAAACAAUGCAUUUUCAUCAAGAAAAAGAAGUGAGCGGUAUAAAGUUUUGGGCGUACAACGCUGGUCAUGUACUUGGUGCUGCAAUGUUUAUGAUUGAAAUUGCAGGCGUCAACAUUCUUUACACUGGCGACUUUUCGCGACAAGAGGAUCGUCAUUUGAUGUCAGCAGAGAUACCCUCGAUUAGUCCUGACGUCUUGAUAAUGGAGUCAACAUAUGGGACUCACGUUCACGAAAAAAGAGAUAACCGCGAGAAACGUUUCACAAACACGGUACACAAUAUCAUCAGCCGUGGAGGACGUUGUUUAGUUCCUGUCUUUGCACUGGGAAGAGCUCAAGAGUUGCUGCUGAUUUUGGAUGAGUAUUGGAAUCAACAUCCUGAAUUGCAAGAUGUACCUGUCUACUAUGCUUCGUCGCUAGCGAAGAAGUGUAUGGCAGUAUACCAGACUUAUAUCGGCGCAAUGAACGAACGUAUUCGUCGACAGAUAUCCAUCUCAAAUCCUUUUGUAUUCAAACAUAUAUCAAAUCUGAAAGGAAUCGAUUCGUUUGAUGAUAUAGGACCUUCUGUAGUUCUGGCAAGCCCAGGUAUGAUGCAAAGUGGGCUGUCAAGAGAACUGUUUGAAACUUGGUGCACCGACCCCCGUAACGGUGUUAUUAUUGCUGGUUAUUGUGUGGAGGGUACACUGGCAAAAGAUCUCAUGUCAGAACCUGAAGAAGUUGUCGCAAUGAAUGGUCAACGAAUGAAGCGCAAUAUGUCUGUAGAUUACAUCUCAUUUUCCGCUCAUGUUGACUAUGAACAGGUGAGUGAAUUCGUCAACAUCUUGCGUCCUCCACACAUCGUGCUGAACCAUGGUGAAGCGAACGAGAUGGCUCGUUUGAAAGCAGCUAUUACAAGAGAUUUCGAAGACAAAGGUAUUAGUAAUAUACAAGUUUAUAACCCUAAAAACUGCCAAAGCGUUGAACUGCAUUUUCGUGGUGAAAAAAUGGCGAAGGUGAUAGGAAGUUUGGCGUCCGGCAAACCGGAACAUGGGAAACCCGUAUCGGGUAUUUUAUUAAAACGUGGUUUCAACUAUCACGUCAUGGCGCCUAGUGAUUUAAAAAAUUACACCGACCUUUCGACCAGUUCUAUCACGCAGCGGCAAAUUAUCGGCUACCGUGCUUCAUUUAAUGUACUGUAUGCUAACUUACGCCAACUCUGCGGUAAAGUGGAGCAGUUUAUUCAUUUCGGUAAGCCAGCUUUACGCUUGUUCAAUAAUAACAUCACUGUUUAUCAAGAACGCCACUCUGUCAUUGUUGAGUGGCAGUCGAAUCCGUUAAAUGAUAUGUACGCCGACGCGACGUUAAUUGUCGUGCUCGAAGUCGAAGGCCAUCCGUCGAAAGCAGCUAUCACGAAACCAGCGCAAGUCACUGGCAACUUCCAACAUCAUCUGAUGAAACUGUUGAAUAAUAAAUAUGGCGAGAAGAAUGUAAUUGAGAGCGAACAAGGUGAUAUAGUUACUGUUGAUGUGGACGGAGUGUUAGCUAUUAUAGAUCUUGAGACGCUUGCUGUUGAUUGCACGGAUGAGACUUUAAAACAUUUGGUAACAGCGUUAGUAAACAACCUUAACCAGGCUGUUACACCGCUAACUACUUGACUUUCACGUUACCGAAAUGAACUAUGUGUGCCAGGUUGAAGUCGAUUGAAACUUUAUCGUCAUGACAGAUUACAAGAUGUCAUUUUUAUGUUUUCUUUAGUGUAGAAUUUACUUGACAAGACAUCAUGUUCGUUCUGCUUAA
Messenger RNA from Hydractinia symbiolongicarpus, 2415 nucleotides. RefSeq names its product cleavage and polyadenylation specificity factor subunit 3-like. NCBI's taxonomy places the organism in Eukaryota, Metazoa, Cnidaria, Hydrozoa, Anthoathecata, Hydractiniidae. The transcript has 6 exons. The record is from RefSeq and is a predicted model, not a curated record. Gene Ontology annotation, biological process: mRNA 3'-end processing by stem-loop binding and cleavage. The coding region runs from base 243 to 2273 and encodes 676 amino acids. Gene Ontology annotation, molecular function: RNA endonuclease activity; RNA binding; 5'-3' exonuclease activity. Gene Ontology annotation, cellular component: mRNA cleavage and polyadenylation specificity factor complex.